UGUGGGGGAAGGAGGAGAUUGCAGGGGAAAACAAAACUGUGAAAAGGAGAGUAAACAUGUAAGCUGAUAGGUUGCAAAUUCCUGACACAAGUAAUGCAACUGGUGUAAAAAUGUACCAUCCCCUUUAAACUCCGCAGGGUAGAUCAAUGGAAACAUUAAGAGUUGUUACAUUGGGAGCUGUCAGAAGUUACUCACGUACUCAGAGAGAAACGUGGAGGCUCUGAUAAGACUGAAGAAGCAAGUGACAAACAGAGAAUCCAAACGCAGAGAUGUUUAAAUAUACUCAUCCUUGGCAGGCACUUUGUCAAACAAUAGACCAAAGAAGUAAGAAACAAGUGAAUUUGGAGAUUCCGAUAGAGGUGUCUGUGGUGAACGAGGUGAAGUCCCAGCCAAGUGUCACUGUCUCCAAGGAUUUGGCUGAUGGGAAUCUGACAAAUUUUGAUCCUCAGCCAGUAGGAAUUCCAGAAAGAACACCUGUGCAGAGCAAAGAUUCGGAACAAGACAGGACUCCUUCCAAAGAUACGUGGGAAAUCUCAACUGCAGGCUCCAGAGAUCGACUGGAAGAGCAAUCAGACAAUGAGCUUGUUUUGAAGGAAGUGGGGGAAAAAGAAUCUGUUUUCCUGAAAGGCCCACAGUUGUUUGCUCAAAGUGAGAAUUCACUGGAAGAAGAUACCCCAGACCUAAUGGAGAAAACGGGGGGAAAUGUCUUUGCUACCAGCAAUGGGUCUUUGGUCAAUUCUGACUAUUCAUAUCAAAGUCACGAAAAUGGAACCCAUUUGCUUCCACACAAUCAGAAUGCACCCACACUGAUUAAUUCAGGGUCACCUGUUUCAGUCACUCCAACAUCUGGGAUUGACGGUGGUAAUGAUGUCACCAUUCAUGCAACAAAGGUUUCUGUCAUUCAACACACCGAUGUAGAUGAUCAUGACACUCCAACUCAUGGUGAACCAUUUUUUUCAAAGACACAGCACGAUGAAGAUUGGACCCAUUCCACAAAACUAGCCACCAUAAAGAGAGAAGCCAACUUUGACCUUCGGACUUACCAUGUGGAGAAAAAGCCUACAAGACUUUUUUCUGAUGUUGAAGAAGAAAAAUAUAAGGCAGUAGUGAUUCAAGGAACAGUUGAUGAUGAAAUGCUUACAAAAGAGAGAAGAGAGGUUAUUAGAAACCAAGCUAUGAAGAAAAAUGCCACUAUUGCUGAGAAAUGGGCAUCGGCAGAGCAACUGAAUAUGGAGGAGAAACCAUCUCUUGCAGAUUCCAUGCAGAAACAAGAUGAAAUGAAGAUACCUUCAACUGAAACCAAUGCAUCGCCCUUCUCACCCUCCACAGCUCAUUCUGAAGGUAUCAACACUGAACAAAUAAACUUCACUGCUGCUCGGCAGCAGUUCCUUGAGAUGGAGAAGUCUCAGCCAGAAGUACCGAUGAGCCCGAGACCAUCUACUCAAACCUCCAGGAUCUUGAAUCAAUCUUCCACGCUGUCUGCAUCAAUGCAUUCUCUUCACUACAAGGUGGACACAAGUCCAGGGGUCGCUGUACAGGCUGUUAGAGUUGAAUGCCUCCCUGAUGAAGAAAAGGAGUUCCUGGAGAAGCCUUUCCCUAAAAGCAAUGGCACCUUCAUUGCUGAAAAAGCAACUGUGGAAAAUGGUGACGGUGGAAUUUUUGGCAAGAAUCAGCAAACUCUGCCUGUCUGCUCAUCAAUAGAAGACCUUGACUCUGGACUGGGGGAGAUGCCCAAUGACUGCAGCUAUGGGUAUACAAGUGAUAGUGGGGCAUCAACUGAAAUACCGAACACAGGAACUAAUAACAGUUGUGCUGCUUUGGAAUCCCCAGAACUGAAACGUGUGUCUGAAACACCCAUUCAGAGGGAAAUUCGAUUGGCCGUGGAGAGGGAAGAGAGCCUUCGUAAGGAGCGAGGAAUUAAGAAGUCUGGCAGCUCUGAAGAAAUGGUGGAAAUCAGGGCCAAGCCUCUGUUAUCGCAGCUGCCUCCAACAUCUCCUUUCUCAAAAUCUAAAGACAAAAACCGAAUGGUUUUUUUUGUUCAGAGAGAAAUCGAAAUGGACUCGAAGAGGGAAGAGAAGUUGAAGGAAGAGGGUAAAGUCCAGGGAUUGUAUGAUAGAGGAACGCCAGAAGAAGUGGAAAAGCGCAAAAAGGUUUUUGAACAACAAAUAGAUCAUGUGCCUGUUGUACCACAGCAGAGCCGGCACCCAAAGGCAACCAGUUCUGCUUCACAGCAUUCUGUCGCUGUACACAGCCUUCCUGUGGAAGACAGCACAAUCCAAGGUGAUUCAACAGAAUAUAAAGUAAUCUUGCGGGAAUAUCCAGACUAUCAGCUGAAUAGUAAAAGCAAUUCCAAGACCAACAGUUCAAAGAUGGAUCCAGCUUCACACAGCACAGUGACAAGUCUGGCGGAAAACUGGCCCACACUCAGUGAAGAGCCCUACAUCUUGCGACCACUAAAGUCCCAGACCACUUUCCUGAUAGAGAAGGAAAUUGAGGAAGAACAGCGUCGGGAAGAGGAGCUGCGGGCUCAGAGGCAGAGGUGGCAGCCUGUUGGGAAUCUUGACUCGACUUCCACACCGGAUAGCCUGAAUUCUACAGUUAAUCUAAUGUCUCCUGGACAGCCUACAAUUGCUGGGACUUCAAAUGGUGAUCGAACAAAAGGCCUCACAGAAACAAUUCCAAAACAAGAAAGGCAAAAAGGGAAACCAUGGGAAAGAAAGGACGACACUUCGUAUGCUGGUAUCGAGGCUUCUGAUGACGUCAACAUUGAGGUGCUGGAAUCUACCCGAGUAACUCGACGCCAGAGUACAUUGGCACAGCGCUGGGAGGCUGGGAUAUUCCACAACCAUCUGGAAGAAUGAAGCUGGUCUUCUGAUCUGAAGUGAUAUAAUUGUAGAUUAAGUAAUAUUUUAAAAAGCACUGCCUGCUGAAUAGAAAUUAAGUUCUGUCUUGCACUCUGGAGUGAUUUAACUCAAGUAACUGUAUAUAAACCUGUAUAGAUGACUUGGCUGUGACCUUCAAGUUCCAAGCUUGGGCUUGUUGUCUCCGUCUUCCUUUGUACAUGGCAAUGCCAUAUUAGGGAGAACUCUUGUAGCCAUGAGUGAAACAAUAGGUUCGAUGGUAACCAACUUUCCUCAGCAGAUCCUCUUCCACCCUGGGAGUUCUCAGCUUUCUUUCUUUCUUUUGGAAUAAACAUAUUGGUAAAUGUACUUGAAAUGGAAGACCUCCUGGAUUCCAAGAACUGAAUUACAAAUGAAAUCUUUGCUGAUUGUUCUCAAUAACUUUUUGCAGAGAAGCAAAUUCCUACUUGUGUGCAUUUAUUUUAAAAAAAAUCUCAUCUAUAAAUCAGCAUCAGUAAUAAAGGUGCUUUCAUUGGACAGAUCCA
Molecule: messenger RNA, 3385 nt
Organism: Stegostoma tigrinum
Lineage: Eukaryota; Metazoa; Chordata; Chondrichthyes; Orectolobiformes; Stegostomatidae
Product: A-kinase anchor protein 2-like
Exons: 5
Coding region: 270-2861 (863 amino acids)
Source: RefSeq, a predicted model, not a curated record